Messenger RNA from Labrus bergylta (ballan wrasse), 2468 nucleotides. NCBI's taxonomy places the organism in Eukaryota, Metazoa, Chordata, Actinopteri, Labriformes, Labridae. The record is from RefSeq and is a predicted model, not a curated record.
CCAGAUGAUGGGGUGGUGUCGCUCAGGCGUGUGCAGAGCCCUGGCUCUCUUGGCGCUCCUGUUCCCCCUGCGGGAGAUGGGGGGCUGCUGGGGGCUGAAUCCCAGCUCUGGGGAUCUGGAGAACUCCCAGCACUCUGAUCCAGACCCCUGGGAGGUCCUGCACAGGCACAGACGCAGCUGGGUAUGGAACCAGUUCUUCGUAUUGGAGGAGUACACGGGAAAUGAGCCGCUCUACGUCGGCAAGCUACAUUCAGAUGUGGACAAAGGAGACGGCAAGGUGAAAUAUGUGCUCUCUGGCGAGGGCGCCACCUCCAUCUUCACCAUUGAUGAGAACACAGGAGACAUCCACGCCACGAAGCUUGAUCGGGAGGCUCAACCCUACUACACCCUCCAAGCUCAAGCUGUAGACCGAAUCACCAAUAUACCCGUCGAGCCCAGGUCUGAAUUUGUGGUCAAGGUCCAGGACAUCAAUGAUAAUGAGCCAAAGUUUCUGGAUGGACCGUACCUGGCAGGAGUACCCGAGAUGUCACCCUUAGGAACCACGGUAGUGCAAGUGGCAGCCACAGAUGCAGAUGACCCAACAUAUGGGAACAGUGCCAGAGUGAUCUACAGCAUCAUCCACGGACAGCCGUACUUCUCAGUGGAGCCAAAGACAGGUGUCAUCAGAACAGCUCUGCCAGACAUGGACCGGGAGACAAGGGACCAGUAUGUUCUUGUCAUACAGGCCAAAGACAUGGUCGGCCAGAUGGGUGGCCUCUCCGGCACAACCACCGUCACUGUCACGCUUACUGAUGUCAAUGACAACCCACCGCGGUUCACUCACAAGAACUAUCAGUACACGGUGCUGGAGUCACUGCCGGUGCAAUCUGUGGUGGCCAGAAUCAAGGCUGCAGAUUCUGACAUAGGCUCCAAUGCAGAGAUGGACUACAGGAUCAUGGACGGAGACGGGCCUUCCAUUUUCAACAUAACGACAGAUGAGGAAACACAAGAUGGAGUCAUUAUCCUCCUGAAGCCUCUGGACUUUGAAACAAAGAGCAGUUUUUCGAUGAGAAUUGAAGCCACAAACAGGAACAUCGACUCCAACUUCUUAAGUUCAGGACCAUUCAGCGAUACAACAUCAGUCAGGGUGACAGUGCAAGAUGUGAACGAGCCACCGGUCUUUUCAUCUCCUCUUAGCAAGAUGGUGGUUUCAGAAGAUGCCAAAAUGGGCACCUCAAUCGGAAGAGUCUCUGCCCAUGACCCGGACACCUCCAACAAUGCCAUCAGGUACUCCAUUGACAGAAACACUGACUUGGAGCGCUUUUUUAAUGUAGACGCUUUAAGUGGGGUCAUCAGCACAGCCAAGCCUUUGGAUCGUGAGGCCAACUCGAUCCAUAACCUCACCAUCUUCGCUAUCGAAAGCCAGGAUCCAAAUCAGAUUGGAAAAGGAAUCGCUCUCAUCACAGUGCUGGACAUAAAUGAUAAUGCCCCGGUCUUUGCCAUCGACUAUGAAACCCUCCUCUGUGAAAACGCCAUGCCAGGACAGGUGAUCCAGACCAUCAGCGCCGUGGAUAAGGACGAACCUUUGAGCGGCCAUCGCUUUUAUUUCGCCCUGGCUGCUCCUGUUGCCGGCAACCUCAACUUCACCCUGCGGGACAACAAAGACAACACGGCGUCCAUUUUGACAAAACGAGGCGGUUUCAGGCGAGGAGAGCAGCCUGUGUACCGGCUGCCCGUGUUGAUUGUGGACAGUGGAAGUCCGGCCCUCAGCAGCACAAACACACUGUCGGUGCGUGUGUGCGACUGUGACUCCGACGGCGUGGCCUUGUCUUGUGGAGCUGUGGCUUACAUCGCGACCGGCCUGAGCACCGGUGCCCUCCUGGCUAUUUUGGGCUGCAUCAUCACACUCCUGGUGAUGGUUCUGCUAAUUGUGACGAUGCGUCGGCGGAAGAAGGAGCCCCUGAUCCUGGAGGAGGAGAGGGACAUCAGAGAGAACAUUGUGCGUUAUGAUGACGAGGGCGGGGGAGAGGAGGACACAGAGGCCUUCGACAUGGUCACCCUGCGUAACCUAAACGUCAUCAGGGACCCCAACGUGCGGCGAGAUGUCACACCUGAUACUCCCACCUUCUUUCAUUACCCAUCAACUACUCGCCCAGCCUACAAAUCCCUGCCGGACAACGUGGUGUUUCGAGAGUUUAUUUGGGAGCGUCUUAAGGACGCCGAUGUGGACCCGUCUGCUCCCCCAUACGACUCUCUGCAGACGUAUGCUUUUGAAGGCAGCGGCUCUGUAGCAGACUCUCUAAGCUCAUUGGAGUCACUAAGUACAGAUUCAGAUCAGAACUACGACUAUCUGAGCAACUGGGGACCACGCUUCAAAAAGCUGGCCGACCUCUACGGGAACAGCGACAGCGCCGGUGUCUUCUCAUAGCCCCUCGAUGUCUCUCAACAUUUCUUGGACUUGGCAAAAAAAAUAAAAAUACAAGUAAUUU